Molecule: messenger RNA, 4242 nt
Organism: Pelobates cultripes (western spadefoot toad)
Lineage: Eukaryota; Metazoa; Chordata; Amphibia; Anura; Pelobatidae
Source: the annotation of a GenBank genome assembly
UUCAGGCAGAAGCUUCUUUAAUUCUGUCCGUUGCUGAGGCUGAAUGUUAGAUUACACUUCUUCUCGAUUGUGGAACAAGAACGUAGUCUGCAGUAAAAGGAAAUCUCUGCACACCGGCUGGACCAUACAUCUAACUAUCGAGAAGGUCUGGAGUGCAAAGGCCAGAUUUUUUUCAAUAACAAAGGAUGCAUUUUUUAAUGAGACUUGGUUACUACUGUCGCUAUCUGGUCCUUGGAGGUGAGGAUAUAAAUUAUGAAAACAUUUAAAGAAAUGUUGAAACAUAUUAUGCUAGUAGCUAUGAAACUACAGUAGUAUGUACAAGGACUAAGUGCUGCUCUAUAAAGACUUGCUCUAUAGUCUAAAUCAUUAUGCAUCAUGAGUUAUUUUUUAUCUUUCUGCAAGUCCCAUCGAGGGCUGGUGUUUACACAGUUCCAGAUGCUCCGAUCUCAGGGACAGUUAUGUGAUGUUUCUUUAGUAGUGGAUGGACAUGAAUUCCCAGCACAUAAAUCCUUAUUGGCUUGUUCAAGUGACUACUUUCGAGCAAUGUUUAAGGAAUAUACUAAGGAGUCAAAGGCUGCUGUAGUUCAUCUUAAUGUGAUCUCAGUCACGGGACUAGAAAACAUUUUGGAUUUUAUCUACACAUCAUGGCUAUCACUUUCAAUGUAUAGCUUAGAGGACACGCUUGAGGCGGCAUGCUAUCUGCAAGUAAUGGAUGCUAUACUUUUGUGCAGCCAAUUUCUAAUCAAUAACUGUGACUUGGAAAACUGCUGUUUUGCUGCCAACAUUGCAACAAAAUUUUACCUUUUAGAUGCAAUAGUAUCGACUGAGAAAUACAUUAUUAAUAAUCUUUGGAUACUUUUACAAGAGGAUAGAGAGGAAAUGGAGCUGCUUGAGUUGAACAUGAAGUCAAUGAUGACCUUGGUAAAAUCAGAUGAUAUUCCAAAGGUACAUGAAAAAAGCUUGUUGAAUUUAAUCCUUAAAUGGCUGCAGUAUGAUAGAACCAGGCUCUUAAAUGCUAAGUUCUUAUUUGAAAAUGUGCGAUUUGGGUUGCUCCCAUUGGAUACUUUACGGCAACUCUACACUCAGUCUGAGGUUCCAUUGACGGCCUCUAUUAAAAACCUCAUCAUAAAAGCAUUAAAUUACCAUUCCUGUCCCACAAAACAGCCCAUUUUACAAGAAAAAUACAGUACCUUGCGGAAUCAAAAAGAAUGGAUAGUAUUAGUAGGAGGAGAUGCUAAUGGUGAACUUGUUGAGAAUGUUCUAGGAUUUGAUGUAUACAAUCACAAGUGGCGUAUGGUAACAAAUCUCAAGCAAAAAGUUCAGCUUCACUGCAUUUGUGUUAUUGGGAACUUCCUGUAUGUGCUUGGGGGAGAAACUCCAGAGAACAUAAGUGAGCACACUAAAGAAAUUGCUUUGUGCGUCACCAAUGUUGUUUAUCGCUAUGAUCCAAGGUUUGACCAGUGGAUACAAGUUGCUAGCAUGUUAGAGAAACGAGCACAGUUCUCUUGUUGUGUUGUAGACAAUUACAUAUACUCUAUGGGUGGGAGAGGAAUAGAGCAGGCCAUUCUUUCAUCUGUGGAAGUCUAUGAUGUAAGCCGGAAUACUUGGACAAAAUCGAAAGACUUACCCUAUAAAGUUCAUGGUCAAGCGAGUACAGUUCACAAAAAUCUAAUUUACAUUUCUGGAGGAAAGUUUACCGGUCAAGUAAAUAGUAGUAAAGAUGUGUAUUCUUUCAAUAAAUUGGAAGGGCAGUGGAAAAAGCAAGCUCCUAUGACUAUUGCACGGUUUGGACAUCAAAUGGCCACUGUAAACGAUGACAUCUUCACAUUUUUAGGAAUAUAUGAACCUUUUUCUGACAUUGAAAAAUAUGAUCCACUGCACAAUCAGUGGACCCGUUUGAGACCAAUGUCUUUUGACCGUUUUUGCUAUGGUUUAGUGGUGGUGGAACAAACUGUACUCAUGCUUGGGGGAAAGAAAUGGCAAGAUGCACAAGAGGUACCCACGCAAAAUAUCGUAGGGUACGACGCAGAAAAUGAUUGUUGGGAAGAAAUAUGUAGUCUGGCUUUUCCAUUUUCAGGACUGCGGUGUGCAGUACUGAAGAUGUCAGAUGCUAUCCAACCCGAAGAAAGGGAAUAUAUAUCAUGCCCUCAAAUUAAACUAUGUUGAAAUGUAUUAAAGUAUUAUUAAUGCACUUUCAAUUAUAUAUAUGCAGAGAUAUAUAAAGGAUAGACAGAUAGAUAGAUAGAUAGAUAGAUAGAUAGAUAGAUAGAUAGAUAGUACUGAUGGAAUGGUAAGCACAACUUGUUUUGUAAAAUGAUAUAAAAUAAUUAAAACUGCUCCACAAUGUAAACUGAUCCAAAAACUGUGUACAUUGGCUCGUGACAUUAAUGUAACUGAGUGGACAAAUGAUAGCAUAAAUUAUCAGUGGUGUUCAUUCAUAGGAAGGAAAUGCUAUUUGUGUAGUGCCUUCAUAGUAGGUGUUGGAUGUCUGGUUCAGUUUAAUGUUUAUAUUAGUGAUGUUAGAUGACAAAUUCAAGGCAUGCUAUAUCUGAAGUUGAUGUUGUGUAGUGUGUUAAAUAUAUAUAUAUAUAUAUAUAAUAAUAAAAAUGGUAUAGGUAGUAUUGUUUGGGACCUAACAGUCAAUGCAACUAAUGUUUAUGCAUCUAGGACAUAAAAUGUAAUGAUACUUUAACAAAUCAACUUCAGAUGAAUGGGACUUAAAAUGAUUAGUUUCAGAUUACAAUGAGCUGCCAAUGUUUCCCAACAGCAGCAGGAAAAGCAGUAGGUUACUUGCUAAAGUGGAAAGAGUGGUCAGCAGUAGAAAUAAAAGCAUAUUCAUGCCAUAUCUGGAUUGAUGCUGUGACCUGUUUUGAACAUUAUAGGUGUUUUUUUUAUAAAGGCAAACCUGGAGCAAUAUUCAACAGUACAUAGACAUAGCAAAGACAUUCCAUCAAUUUUCAUGGCGAUUGCUCUAUUUGAUUUAGAUAAACAUGGUCUUGCAUCAAAGUAAAGAGACCAUAGCUUAAAAAACGAUUUAUAGAGUUGAGAGGGAAUUAAGAGAAUUAAGUUGUCAACAUCUAGAAACCAGAAAAUACCUUAAAGGGAUACUCUAAGCACCAAAACAACUUUAGCUUAAUGAAGCAGUUAGGGUGUAUACACCAUGUCACUGCAGUCCAACUGCUUAAUUCUCUGCAAUUUAGGACUUAAAUCACAUUUGUUUCUGCUUAUGUUGCCAUAGCCAUACUUCCCCUGGCUGGGAUUUGCAAAGUCAACAUGUAAACUGAGAUCAUUUUCAACCAGUACAGUGUGUUUACUUUAAAAGUAUUCCUGCUCUGUUAUUUGAACUUGAAUCACACACAUGAUAUUCUAGCAGGUUAUUAGCAGAGCAGGAGAUAAGAAAUUCUAAACUAACUAGAAUGUGCAAUAAAGGAAGUUUAAACAUUAGAUUUAUCUUUACAGGAAAUGCGUAAGGAGACCAUCUAGGUCACAUGCAGGGAAGUGUGGCAAAGGAUACAUGAACAAAAUUAUUUAAUGACUAGAUGGCAGAGAAUUGAGCAGGGGCAUGAACUAUGCACCAAAACUGCUGCAUUAAGCAAAGGUUGUAGUGAUUCUAGUGCCAAUUUAAGAAAAUAAAAACAGAUCAGUCUUGUGCUCAAGCACCGGAAAACAGCACAAAUAGAUAUCAUAUUUAUCAGCACACAUGUAUCAACAAAACCAAAUUAAGUACCUGUGCACAACCUAAAAUCCAUGGAUAUAAUAUGGAAUAAAAUAAUGCGUGUUGUUCUUUACUUAGGGUAAAUUAAUUUAUAGUUGAUUCAUGAGAAUGUCCACUUAUGUCUCACAGACUUCAACUUUUAGCUGAAAGCAGCAGGAUUUAGCCAUUGUAGUGCUACUAAACACCUCUCUUACUUGAACAUUUAUUGGGAUAUGAGAAAGUGUGCAGGGAAAUAUUUUGGUUAAAAUACUUUAAGUGGUUAUAAAAAGGUAAAUUAAUCAUUUUGAAAAGCAACAAGUAGUAGGCAAGAGGCAUAUGAACACGGAGAGUGAAAGACUGAGUAAUGAGAGAAAUACUACUUUGCAGAAAAUACAUUUGUGGUAAAGCCAUCCCAGUGGACCUAGUAAAGGCUAGUUUACUUCAAGGUGAUAACGUCAAACUAAUCUUAUUGAUUUUUUUGAUUGGGUAACUAAAAUAAUAGAUCAGGGUGGUGCAGUAGACAUUGCUUACGUAGAUUUCAGUAAGGC